AUGGCUCCCAAAACUGGCCGGACGAGUGGGGCCAAGAAGGCGGCCAAGGCAACUGCCAAAGCUAAGGCUGAGGCCACGGCGGCUGAGGCUGCCGAGGUGGAGUCUGGGGACUUUGCCAUGGAGACCGGGCGUGAAGCCGUGAAAGAGGCCCUGGACUUUUUGAAGAAGAAGAAGCUCUUUCCGGCUAAGGCGGAGAAGGUCGGCACUCACUCCAUUCUUCCAGAUGCCUGGCAGGGCUCGAGCCUGAAAGAGGCCUCCACAUUCUCAGCGAGCCUGAAGGACGUUUCUGUGGAGACCCUGGAGGUGCCACCGCCUGAGGUGCUGUCUGAAGCGGCCGAGUAUUGGUUCGAAGGGAGGUCUGAUCAGACCUCCCUUUUCGUGUCGGCGACGGUGACGUCUGAUGAGACCAAGUCAGGCGAGAUUGUGCUGUCGCCUGAGGACCAUACGAAGGUCGCGGCUCUGGUAUGGGCCUUCGGCAAGGCGGCGGCUUCGUCUGACAGCGACCUCUGUGAGAAGUACCGCCGCCUGAGCAGCCGCAUCGUGAUCUCCAUGGUGCGUGGCAAGGCGUCUGACCAGGCAGGGACCGUGGUCAGUCUGAUCCAGGCAUCUGAGGACAUCGGCAAGAAGGCUAUGGAGUGUUCCAAUGCGAUGCCGUUCAACCUCGCCUCGC
Molecule: messenger RNA, 670 nt
Organism: Symbiodinium sp. CCMP2592
Lineage: Eukaryota; Dinophyceae; Suessiales; Symbiodiniaceae
Source: the annotation of a GenBank genome assembly